Messenger RNA from Trichomonas vaginalis G3, 2799 nucleotides. RefSeq names its product leucine-rich repeats (6 copies)-containing protein. The record is from RefSeq and is a predicted model, not a curated record. Bases 1 to 2799 code for a protein of 932 amino acids. NCBI's taxonomy places the organism in Eukaryota, Parabasalia, Trichomonadida, Trichomonadidae. The transcript has a single exon.
AUGCUUAGAUCAACUGUGUUUUGCUCUUUACUCUCUAAAUACCCAUUUCUUAAUUCAGAGAUUGUUGACAGUGGUAAUACAGUUACAGUUGAUAGUAGUGAUGACUUUCAAGGCAAUAAGCUUCAAGAUUAUAUGAAGCAACACCCUAAAGUUGAUACUUUGAUUAUUAAAGCUGACUCAUUUAGCAAAAUACAUUAUCUCCAGGUUUCAACAGUCAAAAUUCAAAGUUCCGCAACUGAACUUCCUGAUUAUUUUCUUCAACAAAAUCUAUUUAUUAAAACAGUUGAACUUCCUGAAACGAUUACAAAAUUUGGCACUGAAUGUUUCGCUGGGUCUUCUCUCCAGAAGAUUACAAUACCAGGAACAAUGACAGAUUUGGGUACUGAAACAUUUUUACACUGCUACAGUUUAACAGAACUUUCCAUUAAGGGUCAGAUCAUACCUGAAAGUUUUGCUCUUGAAUGCUAUAAUUUAACAAAAGUGACAAUAACUGGAGACUCUAUCUCAAUCGGUGAUAGAGCAUUUGCUUAUUGUUACUCACUUACCUCAUUUGACUUUUCCAAAGUUACCUCAAUUGGUAAUUCUUCUUUUAAAUAUACAGGACUCCAAACCAUAUCUUUACCAGCAUCAGUCGUAGUUAUAGGUAACUCUGCCUUUAUGUAUUCUAAAUUACAAUCUUUUUCAAUUGCUGGCAGCGGAGUAUCGAUAGGUGAAUCUGCUUUCCUAGGAACACAAAUCACAUCUGCAAAAAUUACAAAUAAACCAGAACUUGGUAGUAAUAUAUUCAGCCAAUGUGUUGCCCUUGAAACUAUUGAAACAGAUGCUACAGAAAUUCCAGAAGGAUUUGCAAGCUAUUGCACAUCCCUUAAAACAGUAACUGCAGCAUCAGCAACUGAAAUUGGUGAUAGAGCUUUCUAUAAUUGCAAGGUAUUAGAAUCAAUUUCCCUUAAAGACGAUGAUACUGAAAUUGGUGACCAAGCAUUUGAAUACUGGGAAAAAUUUGUUUUCAGCUUUAAUUCACAUGAAUACCAAAUUGGAACAUAUGCCUUUGCUUAUUGCACAAAGAUUACAGUUCCAUCACUGAACAAAGCUACAAGUGUUUCAGGAUUUGCCUUCAUUGGAUGUGAUUCAAUUGAUACACUCACAAUUAAUUGGAAAUUAAAUUCCGUAGGAAUUUUUAUGGGCUGCAAAGGCUUAGAGAGUGUCACAUAUGGUUAUGUGCCCGAUGAUGAGGAAACAUCUGUUCCUAAUAUUCCUUCAUAUACUUUUUGCAACUGCUCAUCAUUGGAUACAUUCACUGACAAUAGUGGAGUAAGAAAAAUUAAUGAGUAUGCAUUUGCAAGCACUGCAAUUAAAGAAAUUGUCAUCAAGAAUGCAACUGCUUCAGAUAAUGCAUUUGCCGGCAGUAAAAUCGAGAAGAUAACAUUCAAGGGAGCAGAAAAUGACAAUAUGGACAUUUUUACUAAUUGCAAGAAACUUAAAUCAAUUACAUUCAGCUCUUUUGCUACAAAAGAUAAUGUUAAAAUGGAAUUAUAUGAUUUGAAAUUAGACGAAAUAUUAGUUGAAAAUGGUAAUGCUGAUCUUUCAAUUUCAAAUGAUUUAUUACUUUACGAUAAAACUGAUUUACUUUAUGUAACCCCCCAAUUAUCCGAAAGUGAGUUAACACUACCAGAGGCAAUUACAUCAAUUGAAAAAUAUUGCCUUACUGCUAACAGGAAACUGAAAAAGUUAACUCUUUCACAUAAGCUUGAAGAUACAAUUCAAUUUGAGAGAUCUCAUUCAGUUAAAGAAAUAGAAGUUUCUCUUGAAUAUAACGAAAGUAAUAUUUUAAAGAUUAAUAAUUUUGAGGAACUCAAAACUCUCAAAAUCAGUUCCAAAUUCACUGAAGUUGUGAGAGCAGCUUUCCAAAACAACUAUAAACUUCAAGAAGUCCAACUUCCUGACACUGUAACAACGAUUGAAAACGAAGCAUUUAUGAACUGCUAUAAAUUAAAAACAAUUAAUCUUGAUAAGGUUGUCGAAUAUGGAAGUCAGGCUUUUGAAUUCACUGCUCUUGAAUCAUUUGAUUUCAGUAAAAUGGAAAGUCAAACCAUUCCAUCUGGAUUAUUGAUGUUUUGCUACAAGCUCAAAGAAGUAAAAGGAGCAUCAAAUAUUACAACAAUUUCUUCGGGUGCUUUUGCCCACUGUACAAAAUUAAAGACAUUUGAUUUCCCAAUUUUAACUACGAUUAUGGCUAAUGCAUUUUGGAAUUGCACAAGUAUAAAGGAAUUCAAUUUCAAAAUAGUUUUAGAAAUCUAUCCAUCGGCCUUUGCUCAAUGUACAUCUCUUAAAUCAGUUGAAAUUACUCAUCCCAUCACUUUUAUAACUUAUCAAAGCAUGGAAUAUAUGUCAUCUGUCUUCUCGUUAUGUGAAUCUCUGAAAUCAGCUGAUCUCUCUGGAUUAAACUUUAUUCCAAAUGGUCUCUUUCCAGGAUGCUCAAAGUUGAAUGAUGUCACAUUCAGUUCUCAUCUAAUAUCAAUAGGGGAAGGCGCCUUUUUGCAAUGUGGAUUCAAAGAAUUAACAAUUCCAGAUUCUGUUGUAAUGAUAGGUGAUGGUGCCUUUGGAAGUAAUGAUAAGCUAAAGAAAGUAACAAUCGGAAAAGGAACACCCAAUUUUGAUGAUGGAUGGUUUGCCCCUGCAACUCAAUCAAUCAAGGUUGUAAUUCCAUCUUCAGUCAAAAGCAUUGUAAAAUCAGCUUUCAAUUACAUGGACAAUGUUAAGAUUGAAUUUUCGUCAGAAAACGAUUACAAUUUUUAUUGA